Molecule: messenger RNA, 3582 nt
Organism: Lineus longissimus
Lineage: Eukaryota; Metazoa; Nemertea; Pilidiophora; Heteronemertea; Lineidae
Product: LIM/homeobox protein Lhx3-like
Exons: 6
Coding region: 242-1414 (390 amino acids)
Biological process (GO): neuron differentiation; regulation of transcription by RNA polymerase II
Cellular component (GO): nucleus
Molecular function (GO): DNA-binding transcription factor activity, RNA polymerase II-specific; RNA polymerase II transcription regulatory region sequence-specific DNA binding; zinc ion binding
Source: RefSeq, a predicted model, not a curated record
UGACGUUGACGCGGGCGGCACACGCUGCCGCUCGCAUCUACCAGCUGGUCGGUAGGCGUGCUCAUGAAUAUGUAAUGAGGCGCACGUCACGUGAUUCUUAAACGGCUCGCUUUGAGGAAUGGUUGGCCGGCUCGCAAUUGACACGGCAUUAAGAUUUGACGUGAGCUCUGCUCAGAAGGACCUGUCAGUUUUACUAUAGCGGGAGCACAUUCCCGGCACUUGGCAUACUGAAUAAAUCGUUAUGGCUACAGUCACGGAUCUCCACGGGCCCUCGGCCUUCUCCCCUUCGAACCUACCACCCAACUCAGCCGCGCUUAGCGAAAUGAUCGCAAGGAACAAAUUCCUCGAAGCAGCCAUUCCAAAAUGCGCAGGAUGUACAGAGCCUAUCUUAGACCGGUUCAUUCUGAAGGUGCUAGAACGGUCUUGGCACUCCAAGUGUCUCAAAUGUGCAGACUGCCACGCACAGCUGAGCGACAAAUGUUUUUCAAAGGGUGACAAGGUUUUCUGCAAAGAUGAUUUCUUCAGGCGGUUUGGCACGAAAUGUGCAGGUUGUGACCAGGGUAUCCCACCAACACAGGUUGUACGGCGAGCUCAGGACUAUGUCUACCACUUAGAAUGUUUUGCAUGCAUAAUGUGUAGCAGACAACUGAACACCGGGGACGAGUUUUACCUCAUGGAAGACAGGAAACUAGUCUGUAAAGCAGACUAUGAGACGGCCAAAGCAAGAGAAUUUGACUUGGAUUCCGCCAACAAACGACCCCGGACCACGAUCACAGCCAAGCAACUCGAGGCCCUGAAACGAGCGUAUAACGAGAGUCCGAAACCUGCCAGACAUGUCAGAGAACAGCUCAGUGCGGAGACGGGGCUGGACAUGAGAGUCGUGCAGGUUUGGUUUCAAAACAGAAGAGCGAAAGAAAAACGACUGAAGAAAGACGCCGGUCGGUCUAGAUGGAGUCCGUAUUACCGUAUGAAAAAUUGCCGCGGGGGAUCCAACCACGAGUCCGACGGGGGCCAAAGCGCCGACGAGAGGUCCGAUGACGCCACUGAUCUUUCCUAUCAAAGUGAGUACAAUGACCUCGAUGUCAUGGAUAAUGAAGUAUACCUACCUGUGGAACCAGGUCACGACAUGGACCGACAGCCAAAUCUAGGCCAGGUCCCCAUCGGGCCCCCUGGAACACCUCCAGGUCCCGGCGAGCAGUGGAUCCACUACAACAGCCUACCUCCAAACGGACCGUACGUAGGCCGUCACUCACCAAAUAUCCCGAGUAUGGGUCAGCAGCAGAUGAUGCCAUCGGACGCCAUGCCGCUGAUGCGAGGACCAAUGGGGCCACGGAUGAUGCACCACGACGACGGCGACCACAGCUUUCCCGAGUACCCCCCAGGACAGACCCCGAACCACGUGGAGGUGUAUUGAUACGAGCCAUGCUCGAGAUUUCCAUGACAUUUUAAUGGUGCGCACACGUUGUGACCUUGACCUAUCAAGGUCAUGAUAAGUGACCUUGACCUUCUUCAAGGUCAUUCACACAAAUAUUCUUGCCAAGGAGAAUUCCUCCGAAUUAAAUUGUAAUCAGGGUGUUUUUCGUAUUGAUAACUUUGUCGAAUUUGUCGAUGUAGUCGGGAGAUGUCUACAACCUGCUGCAUUUUUUUGUGGAAAUUACAUCAGAGUUCAGUGGGUUUGGUUUUUAUAGCUGCGGGGACGUUCCCACCGCCAGCAUUAGAAAAGAUUUCGUCAUAUAAAAAUUCAGAAAUUAGCAGCAAACGUAAGGAAACGAAAGAUUAAAAAGGGCUAACGUUGGUUUUGUUGAUCAAUACGAAAAACAAGCUGAACUUUCAAUGAAAUUUUAUUUUCAAUGAAAAAGGCUGUAAAGAUAAUUCUACAUUGUACAUAGAAUGACUAUACCGCUUAUACAGGAAAACUAAUUUGUCAAUAUAAAUAUUGUAAUUUAUUUCAAUUAUUAAAGUCCGACUGUAUGAAAAAUACACUCAAUCGGGCUUUGAUUUCCAUAAUUUGAAAGUUUGGUGGCGCACGCUUUUUUUGUCUCAGGAGCGAUAUAUGUAAAAUGGCAUGCACUUAAAAUAUCACGAUUUUCGGAUUCGGUUUUCGGAUGGUAUUCCAAGCGCCGUCUAUCGAUCAAAAUGAUACGAUAGGGAUAAGUAUUGCUUUUCUGCCAACGUUUCUUCAAUGAAGCACUUCAUACUUGAUCGUACUCGGCCUGUGGUAAAUCCACGCGCCCCCAGUGAGAUCUCACGAUAUUUGGGUGUUCGAUCGCCACGGUUGCUUCGUUAAUAUUGGUUUCUUCACGCGCCUGUGACGACAUAGUGUAAUUGAAAUAUAUGUUGGCAAAGAGAAUGAUAUCAUUCGAUUGCUAAACCACCAUAUUGCAAGGCAUUUCACGAUUUCACUUUGAAACACACUUAUUUACGGUGUACAAUAAAUAUUCUUACAUGUAUAUGUUUCAGUCACUUAUUUAUGGUAUUUAAUAUUUAUUUCUGAUUUUUGUACAUACUGGUAUUUUAUGUUUACAUACAAACAGGGCAUAAUAUAAUGGUAUUUUGCAGAUAGUAAACGCACAUAGAUAAUUUGUUUGGUAGAAACAAGAAUAAAUAUAGAGUAGUCUUUAUUAAUUCUUGGUAAAACUAUAAUUUUGGUCCCGUUUAGGUUUUGACUUGUUUAGACCAUAAACAAACGUGAAGUUCUAGUCGCAUUUUAAGACCAAAUAUAGAUAUCUCGCUGUAUGCUAGCAAAUCUAUAUCAGGAAACACUAUGCCUAUAUACCGUGAAGGGUGCACUAUUUCACUGCCACUGAUAAAUGUUUACAAGGUUUAUGUAUCUACUUAAAUUUGUUUCGUAUUUACUGCAUUUCUUAAUUUCUGUUGCUCAAUAUUUAUAUACUGACUGAAUAUCGUGAAGUAAGGGUCUACAUAGAGGAAGAAGAACACUUUUUUGUGUUUUGAUCGGCUUUUUAGUCUGAGCAAACAACAUUCGAUUUUUAACUUCAAUUUCAUACAUUAUGUUCAAAAGCACUAUUUUCAGGUUAAUUUUUUUCACAAGCAUCGACUCGAGAUAGCAUAAUAGUUUCUCUUGUCCCAGGACACUCCAGUCGACAAAGGAUUCUGUGCUUUUAAUCUCUGAGGUCCCUAUAGAACCAUCUUAAUCCAUCACCAUACAAUAGGGACGGACACCUUUCCGGAGAGGAGGACAUUUGAGACUGCUACACCGGCGCCAUUGUUGCUCUUGGUUUAAUAUUCGAUCUCUGCGCCACUUUAUACACAUCAUUCCCUUUUCAAAUUAUCGCAUUGUUUUACUAAGUUUAUGUAAAAUAUUUUGAUUAUAAAAACCCACCGAUUUAUUCUUAAUUCCCUCUUCGCAUUAGACUUCAGAAAGUUCUUCUGUGCGUCACACUGUUACUUUAAUGUUUAGUAACAUGACAAUACUCAUAUCUAUUUUUUGAUAAAUAAAACUAUUGUGUCCAUAUACAUGACAUAAUGCGUAAGGGUGUAUUUUUGAAGUGUGAAAAGUUGUAUUUCCAGUGUCAAGUCUAGUCAUAGAGAAGAAUACAAAUAUAAGUCAAAUAAAGCAAA